AUGAUUCAACUCAUACGAAAUAUUCUUGCUGGAGAAGGUUCACUCUGGGUUGCGUGGAUAAACCAUUAUGUAAUCAAGAACAAGGAUUUUUAUGAUUUGAGUGAAAGUCCCACCAACAGUUGGGGUAUAAACAAACUGUUAAAGCUGAGAACAGAUGCCCGUCCCAUUCUUGAUGCAGGUAUUUCGAAGACAAAGAAAAUAUGGGAAGAAAUUAGAGAAAAACAUAACAAGGUUCCAUGGCACAAAGUGGUUUGGUUUCCCCUCCAUAUUCCUAAAGCAAGUGUGAUUACUUGGAUGGCCAUUCUUGAUAGGCUUCCAACUCGAGCUAGACUAUCUCGGAUGGGAAUUCCAACUGAUGGACUCUGUGUUUUCUGCAAUGAGGAAAUAGAAACUAGAGAUCACUUGUUUGCAGACUGCAAUUUUGCUAAAACUCUGUGGAACUCAAUAUUACAGCUCACUCAAUUACAAAAAACUCACAUGUCUUGGGAAGUAAGGCUGGACUGGUCUUGUAGAAAAUGGAAAGGUAAAUCACUCAUCUCCACUGUGAUGAAGCUUGCAUGGAAUACUUAUAUCUACUUGAUUUGGGAAGAAAGAAAUAGAAGAAUCUUCCAAAACCGAACUAGAGAUGUGGAUCAACUUUUGAAGAUCAUCAAGGAAUUUGUCCGAAUCCAACUUUUUGGUAGAAAUAUUAAUAGACUUGAUGAUGUUAAUGCUUCUCUCUGUAACUAUUGGGGUAUAGACUAA
Molecule: messenger RNA, 744 nt
Organism: Hibiscus syriacus
Lineage: Eukaryota; Viridiplantae; Streptophyta; Magnoliopsida; Malvales; Malvaceae
Exons: 1
Coding region: 1-744 (247 amino acids)
Source: RefSeq, a predicted model, not a curated record